This is a messenger RNA of Passer domesticus (house sparrow), 2005 nucleotides long. RefSeq names its product aquaporin-7-like. Bases 909 to 1895 code for a protein of 328 amino acids. Gene Ontology annotation, biological process: glycerol transmembrane transport; water transport. The transcript is spliced from 7 exons. Gene Ontology annotation, molecular function: water channel activity; glycerol channel activity; urea transmembrane transporter activity. The record is from RefSeq and is a predicted model, not a curated record. Gene Ontology annotation, cellular component: plasma membrane; basolateral plasma membrane. NCBI's taxonomy places the organism in Eukaryota, Metazoa, Chordata, Aves, Passeriformes, Passeridae.
UGGUGCCCCAAACAUAAGAAAGAAAUGGAACUGCUAGAUAAAGUCCAGAGGGGACCACUAAGUUAAUGAGAAGACUGGAGCACUUUCCCUACAAAGACAGGCUGAGAAUAUUGUGGCUGGAGAACAGAAGGCUGUAUGGAACCUUCCAGUACCUGAAAGGGCCCACAGGGAAGCCAGGGAGGGACCUCUUGUCAGGAGGUGUAGUGAUAGGACAGGGAAUAAUAGGUACAAACUGAAAGAGGGGAAAUGUAAACUAGAUAUUAGGAAAAAUAUUUUACUGUGAAGAUGGUGAGAUAGUGGAAGAAGUUGCCAAGGGAAGCUGUGGGUGCCCCAUCGCUGUCAGCAUUAAAGGCUAGGUUGGACAGGGCCCUGAGCAGCCUGGUCUAGUGAGAGAGGUCCCUGCAAGGGCAGAUUGGGACUGGAUGUUCUUUAAGGUCCCUUCUAAUCCUUGAUGUUCUGUGAUUCUAUGACCUGAUCUACUCCUGUGCCUCCACUUCCCUCUCUGUUAAAUAUUUGUGGGUGGGGGAGAUUUUCCAGGGCUUUUCACAGAUCAAAGCUUGGAGGGUGCCUCAAAAACCAUCAUGCUUUGCUCUGUUUAAGAAUGACUUCAUCCUGUCUGAUAAGUCAGACAAGGGCAGAGGAGUGUAGCCCAGCAUAGGGUGGAUGGGUUCCUGGUGAGCAGGAGGGUUCCACUCUAUUGCCCAACAAUGAGGCCAGGGCCACCCCUGGCAACCCCAUCACACAGAGCCGUGCUCUGUCCCUAAACACAAACAAAGACAAGUAAUUCUGCUCCUGCUGGCAGCAUUACCUCACGGAUUACCUCUGUCUGAGUAGCCCUGUAGCUGUAGCAGCCCUGAAGCUGUAGCAGCCUGGGCAGGGCAGCACCCUGCCCAAGCAGGACCCCACCCAUGACCAACCAGGUAUCUCCAAAUGUCCCUCCAUCUCCCACUUCUGGCCAGGAUGACGGGAGCACGCCUGUCUUCGAGGAAGAGCCACAAGCACAGGAGCGUGCAGGCGGCUUCAAGGAGGCGGAGAGAAUGCUGGAGAAGACUAAGAAGGCGCUCAGGAUUCAUAACACUGCUGUAAGGGGGAUGCUGGCAGAGGCACUGGGAACGUUCAUCCUCAUGGUUUUUGGCUUGUCCUCUGUGGCACAAGUGGUAUUGGGAAAAGGAAACAGUGGUCAGUAUCUGAGCAUCAAUAUAGCUUUUGGCAUUGGUGUUACCUUGGGCAUCUAUGCGGCUGGAAGAAUAUCUGGAGCUCAUCUGAAUGCUGCUAUCACCAUUACACAAUGUGUUUUAGGAAACAUCUCCUGGACAACGCUUGUCGCUUACAUAACCGGCCAGUUCCUGGGCUCCUUUACAGCAGCAGCCACCGUCUUUGCUCUCUACUAUGAGACUAUUUAUGCCUACACCAAUGGGAGCUUUACAGUGACAGGACCAACUGCCACAGCGAUGAUCUUCUCUACGUACCCUGCUUCCAAUGUAUCCUUGAAGGGAGCCUUCUUCACAGAGUUUACAGCAACAGUUAUGCUGAUCCUGGGUAUCCUAGUCAUCCAUGAUGAGAAAAACAAUGCAGCCACCAAAGGUGCUCAGCCCAUGCUCACGGGUAUGCUGGUCCUGGGCAUUGGCCUGGGAAUGGGGCUGAACACAGGCUAUGCCAUAAACCCCUCCAGGGAUCUGCCCCCCCGGAUCUUCACGGCAAUCGCUGGCUGGGGAACGGCUGUCUUCACGGCUCAUCAUUCCUGGUGGUGGAUCCCAGUCACAGCUCCAGUUCUGGGGAGUCUUUUUGGUGUUCUAGUCUACAAACUCUGCAUUGAUUUUCACAACCAGCCGGGCCAUGAGAAAGAAACUGAACAUGAGAAAGAACAGGCAGACAUGGAGACUUCCAGACUGUGACGACCAUGUGCUCGGAUGACACAUGUGAAGGGCACAUCUGUUUGUCCACCAUGCUGGUGGACAGAUGAGGGACUAGAUUUCAGUAAACUUAUUCUGGUUAAACAGACAAA